AAUCCUUCAGUCAUCGAAGUUAAAUAGAAGAAUAAGGAGGCCGUCGCUUGCAAGGAUUCCCGCAUCUCUUCAGGACUAAAUAUGAAGCUCUUAAUAAUCUGCUCCGUCUUUUUGUGCCUCGUGGUGCUUCAAGCCGAAGGUCAUGGCAAUGCGAACAAGGUUCAUCACCACGCACGAAGUUUCGGCAGCUAUGAAAGGGAACAUUCUCCUGUGACGCCCUUAAUUCCCAGGGAAAAGAAGAACCCUAAUCGCAACGAUUUGCAAUCCUACGUUCUUAGCAAGUUCCAAGAGAUUACGAACCUGAUUAACCAGUUCCUGAUUCGCAUUCACGACUGCGCUGAGAAAAUCGGUUUCCAUAACCUCGCGAAGCUGGUGGACGACAUCUCAGCUGCUCUUCAAGAAUUCAUAGAAAACGUGGCAGCCGAAUCUGGAGGUGCAGUAAAAACAGCUCGCAGUCACUUCUAACCAUUUAUAAGUACUGGAAUCCAGGAACGAGUUCUAAACCAAGCCAUGCCGUGUUUAUAUUUUCCGCACGCGUUAGUCGUGCCUCACUGUAUUUGACUGUCUAAUAAAAGCUUUGAUAAAACUGA
This is a messenger RNA of Diprion similis, 590 nucleotides long. RefSeq lists its product as uncharacterized. The transcript has 4 exons. The record is from RefSeq and is a predicted model, not a curated record. NCBI's taxonomy places the organism in Eukaryota, Metazoa, Arthropoda, Insecta, Hymenoptera, Diprionidae. Bases 82 to 465 code for a protein of 127 amino acids.